Messenger RNA from Mya arenaria, 3211 nucleotides. RefSeq names its product golgin subfamily A member 5-like. Gene Ontology annotation, cellular component: Golgi cisterna; Golgi membrane. Bases 95 to 2326 code for a protein of 743 amino acids. Gene Ontology annotation, biological process: retrograde transport, vesicle recycling within Golgi; Golgi organization. Lineage: Eukaryota; Metazoa; Mollusca; Bivalvia; Myida; Myidae. The record is from RefSeq and is a predicted model, not a curated record. The transcript has 16 exons.
GCGCGAACAAGCAUCUGUCAGACACGGACUUUUUCUUGUUUACUUGUCACAUCACAAAAUCUCUAAAUAGUCCCGACGAAUGUAAAGGAAUAGAAUGGCGUGGUUGUCUGGCAUCACCGGAAAGGCUGAGAACUUUCUGAACAGCCUUGAUCAAACAGCAGCCAAAGUUUUGCAUGAAACUCCAGGACAAAAUCAAUCUAAAUACCCCACAGCAGAAACAGCCCCUAAGGAUCUCACUGACCACACACCUUACCUGAAUCAGAAACCCAGCAGCAUAACACCAUCACAAAAUGUCCCUUCAAAGUUUGAAUAUAAACAAGAAGACCAAAGUGCAUCUGCUAAUACUGAUUUCAUUGCCCAAAAGGCAAAAUCUGACCCAACUGCUACAAAAAAGAAGAUGGACAAAGAUGAAGCCUUAUUUGAAUUUUUGAAUAGUCCAGAGCCUGCUGAGCGUCGUAAGAGCACGCCAGCAAGCAGUACUAGACAUUCACGGCAGUCAAGUGCAUCCUCUGUGAUAUCCAAUAAGGGAGGUCGAAGUGAAAACCUUCCAUCAUCCUCCUCCACCAGUGGCUCUUCAAUGGUCCAUGUUGAAAUGCCGGAACCAGAUGCCUCAAAUGACCCAGAAGGUAAUCAGGUCAUUGACUACAAAGAAAAUGUUGAUGGCACAGACAGUCGGCACAGUCCAGAUAACAUGGACAUGGCCGCCCUGGAGGAUGCCAUGCAGGACCAGUCUCCUAGCAACAGUGUCCAUGGCAACCAGGAGCUUGAGUCACGAGAUGUAAUGUCUACAUCUUCAAUAGACCUAGAAAACAGGCUGCUGAAGAGUGAGGUGGCCUCGCUAAAUGAGGAGAUGGCAGCACUUGUGCAGAGAGCCAAGGACUCAGAAAGAGAUUUGACUCGCCUUCGUGAGAGGCUUCAGGACCAGCAGCGCGCCACAUCACGUGCCGAGGGUCAGGUGCGGGAGCUGCAGGGUCUGGAGUCAGACCUGGAAGAGGCGCUUCGUGCCAAGGACUCUCAGCUGGCCGUGCUUCGUGUACGCCUGGAGGAGGCUGACAGGGAAACAGAGGCAAGGCAGAAGUCCUUGGUGCAGCUCAAGUCAGAGAAAAGCAGGAUCCUGCAGGAUCACACCGACUCCAGCGGGAUGCACGGCCAGGCCCUGGAUUCUCUGAGACAGAAACUGACAGAAGUGGAAGCCGCUUUACACAGGGAACAGGAAGCCAACAAGAUGACACGGCAAGAGGUGUCAGACAGGCAGAUUCGGUUGGAGGAUGAACAAAGGAGUUUCACCGAGGCCCUCACAGUAGCUGAGAAAAAAUACACUGAUGAGAAAAGUCGUGUCGUAGAGUUAACAAGCCAGCUGAAGACACUAAGGACCAGCCUGGACUCUGCUAAACGAGAGCUGUCAGAGUACAAGGAGAAGGCCACCAGAAUAUUACAGUCAAAAGAGCGGUUGAUAGCAAGCCUUCGGGAGGGGUCUGGUGCAUCAGGAGAGGCGGCGGGCGUGUCAAGUCUGGAGUAUGAUACGGUUAAACAGGAGCGUGACAUGUUCAGGGAGGAAAUACAGCAAGCCAGGAUGAAUAUAGAGAACCUCAGGAUGGAAAUAACUGACCUCGAGGCCCAGAUUCAGCAGGAGACUGAGACAGCGAGAGAUGAGAUUACCUCCCUUGAGGAGAGCAUGGCAGAGGAGAAACGUCGACGGGAGGAGGCAGAGCAGGAACUACUCAAACACAAAAAGGAGCUGCAAUAUGCAAUCGAAGAAAUCAACAAACAGAAGACCUCAUUCCAGUCACAAAUAGAUGACCGAGAAAAAGAGACUGAAAGACUAAGGACUCAGCUAUCAAAAAAAUCUGCUAGCUCGCAGUCAGAGGUAGAGCUGGAGUCUCGUGUACGCGACCUCACGGAGAGCCUCAUACACAAACAAACGAUGGUUGAGGCCCUUUCCACAGAGAAAAACUCCCUUGGCCUCCAGCUUGAGAGAUUACAGCAGCAGUACCAGGAUGUACAGGCAUCAUCAGUGCGGUCAAACACCACAGUGAUCCCUGUACAUGAGGAGGAAGAAGUGAGACACAGAUUGCCAAUGUUUAUGAGAGAGACACACACAGAUUCUGAUGUCACCAGGAAAAUGAAGCGAGCAGCCAACACCAUCGACAGAUUUAGUAUCAGGCUGGGAGUUUUCCUGAGGAGAUACCCAAUAGCAAGAGUGUUUGUGAUAGUUUACAUGGCUGUGCUGCACCUCUGGGUGACGUUUGUGUUGUUGACGUACCAGCCCGAGAUCCACGGGCCAACCAUAUCCGUCAUGCCUGAGGCCCCAGCAGGGACCAACUGAAUAGCUGAGGCUCUGUUUGGGGGUUGUGGAAUAUUAUGAUUCAUAUGAAAUACUGGCAAAACAAUGGAAACAGUCUUAAUGACCUUCUAGUUUCCCCUACCAGUAUCAGAUUCUGGGUAUCUAGUUAAGCUUCUAUAUGUGCACACGAUUCCUAUAGAAAAUGUUUCUUUCUGCCAAUAAUUAUAUGUGCUAGAAAAGUGCAGUCAAAAGUAAGUAGACAUUACUUAAAUUGUGUCAUGUCUAUUGUUUAGCCUAAGUAGUUGUCAUAAAUUGUUUUGGUGGUGCGGUUUUGUUUGUCUGUUUUGGCCAUGAACAGCUGUGAUAGAUGUUAUGGACCAACAUGAAACUUUUUAAGUUUUGUCAACUAGAAAUUGUUGACCAAUGCAUUCUCAUAAAUAUUUUGUAAACAAAUAAAAUGCUAUGCCUUUCUUAUGUUUGAGUUUUUGUUUGAAGGUGUUUUUUUCACUUCUUUAAUUGAAUGAGUUCUUAUUUGAAUGAGUGUCAAUUCUACUGAGUAAUUGUUAUAUUAUUGCAUACAAUAUUCACAAAACAUAUUCUCUAUUUAUUAUUUUCUUGGUAGUUGUUGAAAGUAGGAUCUAGUGUCCCGAUGAUAGAGUGGUCUGCAUUUCUUUAUUGGGUUAAAUAUGAAUUUAUGUUACACUUAACUUCACUGUGCAUGCUCUUGUAGAAGUGUCCAUUAUUGUUUGUCUCUUGUAACCAUAAAACAUGGAUUAUUAUGCACUCUGUUGUAUGUUAUUGACUGUUAUAUUUUUAUAAAUAUAUUAAUAUUAUAUCACCCACUUGUUAAAUUGUACAUAUCUUAUGCUGGUUGAUGAGUAAUGUACAUUGUACAUAAUAAUGGAGAAAUAAAAGGUGUGAAAUGGC